This is a messenger RNA of Protopolystoma xenopodis, 264 nucleotides long. NCBI's taxonomy places the organism in Eukaryota, Metazoa, Platyhelminthes, Monogenea, Polystomatidea, Polystomatidae. The record is from the annotation of a GenBank genome assembly.
AUGUUACCUCGCUCUGAUGAUGUCCAUCAUGUGACGGACGAAAGCUUUGCACCUUUUCACUGGAAUCGAGUGAGAUUGCCUCGGGAGCAGAGUCAGCAUGAAUGUUUCACUAAAGCCAAUCGACAACUGGUGAAGAGGAAUCUGCCGUCGUCUUCUGGUGGAGUCGACCUUCGAAUCUCUUCACCAAACACUUUCACUCGAAAUGGAAGUAAGCUCAACAAUAAAGGAAUCUGCAGCAUCAAGUUAGGUUGCCAUGACAAUUAA